CCUAACCAAGCAAACCAGAGAAGAGAAGAGUUAGCAGCUAGAUUUUUUUCCACUGAAUUAUAUAUAAGUAUCAUCACCUUCAUUGAACUCAUAUAUUGCAUAUUAAUUCUCCUUUAUAUAUAGAAGAUAUGGAUCAUAUGGUCCUAGUUAAUAUUCAUGUCUCCUCCGUUAAUUAAGGUCUAGUCAAGUAAAAUGUGGCAGAAAAUAUUUGUGGAGUUCAGUAUUAAUGCAAGUUCUUGUGCAAAUAUAUGCUCCAUCCGAAAUAAAAUAUAAGCAAAAUUCACAUGGGAAAUAAUCUUCCCAACAACGUGGAAACAAGUGUCGAUAUCACAUGUGGUAAACAAGAACGAUACUUGGAAGAAGGAAAGUUGGAGACAUGGUAUAUGUCAUAUUACAUAGGUUGGUCAAAUAUCAGAUUCGUCUUAGAGACAACAUACGACAGAGAUGGUCUCGUCAAGCGCUUACAAUUCCAUUUCAUCAAACCUGAAUUUAUUUGUUUAGUUAUAGAUAGAGCUGAAAACAAUCUUCUUAAUCAAAUUAAUACUGAUGCAUUCGGACUCUUUUGUCGCGGAACUAAUUUUGUUAACGAGACUAAGAAUCGGUGGGAUGGUGUUACAAAAACGAACGUUGCAUACAAUUGGAGUGAAGAUGAGGGGAGUCUUGUUGUGGUGGAGCAGAAGAGAAAGAGCGGAUUUAAAAUGCCUUGUGAAGUGACGGUAGCACACUACUACGCUAUCAAUGGUCAACGUCGAAAUUUUAUUCGUGAAAAAAAAUAUGAUGUUGGACUUUCAAUAUCGGUAGAUAUUAGAGUGGUAGACAAUGCUUUAGAUCUUUUGUGGAAGGGCCUUUCCGAACACCCUUCUUCUGCAUUGUUUAAAAUGUUUAAACAAAUCUCUAGAACAUGGACUUGGAAGUGGACGGCAUGCCCUCAUUGUGCUGCUCAAACUCAUAUACAACAAUUUCAGACCGAAACAGAGAAUGAUGAUGAAGAAAGUAACUAUCUUCAACAGCCUAGACAAAUCGUGAUGGGAGGAAAUAUUCUUGCUAAUCAAGGUGUAAUUAAGGGCAAUAAUAAUGGUAAUUUCUUUGUAAAGCAACUUAACAUCCUUAGAGGAGGGUAACUCUAGGACGUACUUUUUCUUUCUUUCUUUCUUUUACUACAUUACUGAUGUUUAUCAACAACUAUGGAUGUCCAUGUUAGGUGUAAUCUACCCUUCUUUAUGCUUAGUGUGAUUGAGCUCAAUAUGUGCUUAUGAGUUAGUUGGCUUGCUUGACUUGUAAGCUAAGUCUUGUAAACUCCUAUAUAAGGGUUAGUCCUUGUAUUGAAUGAAUAGAGAUCACACUUUUACUCCUUACAAGUGGUAUAUAGGCCUGAAACGGUCCUUCAUCAAACGCAGUUUGAUUCAUGUUUUUUCUGUUACAAAAGUUUGUUAGUUUGUUUCAAAACCGUUAACUUCAUCUUCUACCUUGCAUUGUUUCUUCUUUCUUGCUUAACCUCAUCAUGGCUGAACCACACAAUCACCAUAUGCACCAUGCAAUUCCCAAAUUCGAAGGCUACUAUAUGAUCAUUUGGCAAUAUUAAGAGGCUGCAACUUAGGGUGUUACAU
This is a messenger RNA of Trifolium pratense (red clover), 1607 nucleotides long. RefSeq lists its product as uncharacterized. The record is from RefSeq and is a predicted model, not a curated record. The coding region runs from base 285 to 1121 and encodes 278 amino acids. NCBI's taxonomy places the organism in Eukaryota, Viridiplantae, Streptophyta, Magnoliopsida, Fabales, Fabaceae. The transcript has 2 exons.